Messenger RNA from Meira miltonrushii, 967 nucleotides. RefSeq lists its product as uncharacterized. The transcript has a single exon. Gene Ontology annotation, molecular function: protein C-terminal S-isoprenylcysteine carboxyl O-methyltransferase activity. Bases 101 to 949 code for a protein of 282 amino acids. Gene Ontology annotation, biological process: C-terminal protein methylation. The record is from RefSeq and is a predicted model, not a curated record. Gene Ontology annotation, cellular component: membrane. Lineage: Eukaryota; Fungi; Basidiomycota; Exobasidiomycetes; Exobasidiales; Brachybasidiaceae.
GCGCCGCCCCUGAAAAGUGUGAGGAGAACCAAAAAGGGUUAAAGUAAGACAAAGGUACUUUAAUCUUGCACCAUCACCAUUGUUUACAUCAUCAAUCAUAAUGGCUGAUCCUUCUUUGGCAAUACAAGCUUUCAUUGCUUGCGUGGCUAGCGCAGCAAACUAUGUCUCCAUCACCGAUCCUUCCAAAGGACGUAUGUCGGACGAAUCAACGGAGAAACCAGACGAAUCAACGGAGAAACCAGUUGAUCGUGAUUGGGGAGGUCGGGGAGGCUGGGGAGGUUGGAGAUCACCAUGGUAUCCUUCCAAAGGGCGUAUGCCGGACGACUCAAACGAUAAACCAGUUGAUCGUGUCUGGGGAUCAUUUGAAAAAUAUCCAGUCUAUUCCAAGAUCAUGCUCUCACUCAGGAACGCAAGCCCAUUCCUUACCCUAUCACAAGCAGGUUAUUUGUUGUAUCUUGCUUCGAACCCUAAGAAAGUCAAAUUUCCGACUAAGUAUGCCACUUCUUUCUUUUUGGUAACUAUACUUGGGGCAAGCUGGCGGAUUUGGUGUUUCCGUACGCUGGAUAAGUUCUUCACUUUCCGUCUUCAAGUGCAAGAUGAUCAAAAGGUUAUCAAAAGUGGCCCUUAUCGAUAUUUGGCUCAUCCAUCCUAUUUGGGUCAAUCAGUGAACGUGAUCGGUAUUAUAGGCGGAACGUAUGGCCCAUUCAAUGUUUGGAUGAAUAUGUUCAGCACGAAAACGAUUGCCAAGAUUGGUAACGGAAUCGCUUUGAAUUCUAGACUUUUAGCACAAGUGGCCGCCUGUGGGCUUGCCAUUUUAUACAUGGGUAAUCAGAUCUGGCUUGUGCGAAUUCGAAUUCCCGAUGAAGAGGCAAUGCUACGCAAGCGAUUCGGGGAAGAGUACGACGAAUACCUCUCUCGACGCUGGAGGGUAAUACCUUUUAUCUAUUAAAUUUAUACAAUAACGAUG